Messenger RNA from Paramuricea clavata, 199 nucleotides. The record is from the annotation of a GenBank genome assembly. Lineage: Eukaryota; Metazoa; Cnidaria; Anthozoa; Malacalcyonacea; Plexauridae.
CAGUCCAUUUGACAAGCCUAACAAGAAAGCACCUAUAGAAUGCGUCUCGUGUCAGUUAGAUAUCACCUUGAAGGCUUUAAAGCACGAAAAGCAUGAACUUAUUCAGAAGCACAAGAAACGAACAGUUAAACAAAAUCUCAACACCGAGAAAAGGAACACACUCUCCGAACUUGUUAAACUUAAAGAUGAUAUAAGAUGA